AUCCGAGCUCUUGUAUUCCCUCCUCUAUAAAACAUCAUACUACUCUUGACACCACCUCCUCACUUGAAAAUGAAGAUCCUAGAAAUAGGCGCCGUGUUCUCCGCUGUCAGCCUUGUUAUGGCCGGCCCAGCAGCCUAUGGCAUCUGCCAAGCAGGCUGUGCAGCAGUGGUGACAGCCUGCUACUCCGCCGCGGGCUUCACUUGGGGAGCCACCCUGGGGGCCUCUGCCCCAGCAUCAAUCCUCCUCUGCAACUCGGCUUUUGGAACAUGUCAGGCUGCGUGCGCUGCAACUCUUUUAGCACCAACCCUGUAGUAUUCAUUCAGUCUGGUGGAUGUCAAGGAACAGAACAUAUUCUCUUCAUAUGGUUCAAGGACUACAAUAUUGAAAGUAAUCGAGAAAGACUCAUGGUCUAUUUGAACUUAGUAGGAAUCUACUACAGAUAUUAUUUAUAUAUCAUACUUCUAGCACUGUUAUUGUCUAAAUUUAUUUUGACC
Molecule: messenger RNA, 494 nt
Organism: Penicilliopsis zonata CBS 506.65
Lineage: Eukaryota; Fungi; Ascomycota; Eurotiomycetes; Eurotiales; Aspergillaceae
Exons: 2
Coding region: 70-312 (80 amino acids)
Source: RefSeq, a predicted model, not a curated record